AUGGGGGGAUCGACGCCCGGGUCAGCGCAGCUCUGUCAGGACUGCAAAGACGCGCAUCCCUACGUCCUGAAGAAAUUCCUCAUGCGCAUGCAGCUCCAGUUCCCCGACGACUUCUAUCAAGAUGGGAUCAAGGCGCUCAACGCGAACUGGCAACCGAAAACUGUUCUUGAAGACGGGCUCUACCACUGUGUGUCUCGGCAGACGCGGUUCAGAGAUCCGACGGGCAAGGCGGAAGAGUUUGUUGAGAAAUUGACGAAUGCAAGACAACUGGGAGUCAAAAAGAUAAACUCUGAUCCUGAUUUGGUGGAUGAACUGGAAUAUCAUCUUGACGAGAAAGCUUUCAGAUGUCACGACGCCGAAGGGCCUGAUAUGAUAUGCAAAAAAUGCAUAAGAGCGGUAUCCGAACAUUCAGAUAAGGAAGGGACGAAGGAUUUGAAGGAGUGCUUUGAAGAGGACGGGAAGACCUUGACAAAAGACGUUCUUGACGCGGCGAACGAGCAGGCGACGUGA
Messenger RNA from Alternaria infectoria, 510 nucleotides. RefSeq lists its product as uncharacterized. The record is from RefSeq and is a predicted model, not a curated record. NCBI's taxonomy places the organism in Eukaryota, Fungi, Ascomycota, Dothideomycetes, Pleosporales, Pleosporaceae. The transcript is spliced from 2 exons. The coding region runs from base 1 to 510 and encodes 169 amino acids.